AUGAGCGAGGACUUGGAUCAAAGGCCUGCGAAAAGACCGCGCUUCUUUGUGGAUGAUGCUGUGUCUUCGCUAGGCCCGGACACGUCGAAUACCGACGCGUCGCUACCGCGGUACCACCCCGGUCUCAAGGGUCAUGGUACAGAGCAAGAUGGUCAGGACAAUAUCCCGGAGAUACAAUCGCCUAGGGAUGACGAACCUUCAAAAGAUUCCACAGAAAAACCGGCUCCUCCCUCCCCGACUGAGAUACCAGGCACUGCAAUGACGGAUUCAACCUCGGCGCCUUCACAGCUGAAUGGGAUUACUGGGCUACAUACAAACGAACUCCUUGUUGCGAAGAGCGAACCGCUGGUUGAGGAUGCAGCCGGCUUUGAUGUGGAACUUUUCACCAGCAUCAUAGGAGAACGACUCCCUCCGGCCUCUAUAGAAACCAUCCAAACCGCCGCUUCAAACAACAUUGAAAGAGCAGUGAACAUAUACUUUGACGGUUCAUGGAAGAAGCCCUUGAAGCCGAGCUCACGGACAAACCCUAUCCCUUUUCGUGGAACCUAUUCUGCACAGCCAGACUCUCGUGCUGGGGUAUCUUCCCAGGCCAACGACAAUCCUUCGACUGAAUAUGACUCUUUGUCACGAAAGUUACCUCCCUCGCGAUUCAUCGGAGCAUUUGGUGUAGGUGGCUGGGCGACUCGGAGCGGGCCUGCCUUGCUGAAGCAUGGAGAUCCUGUUAAAAUCGAGCGUGCCAGAUCGCAGCCGACUACCAAACGCGUUCGUGGAGGCAAAACGAUGAUCAACCAUAAGGGCGAUGUCUUGACACGAUUCACCAAUACUGCAGGGCAAGAGGUUGGACGACUGCCUCAUGAAACAGCAGAGUGGGUUUCUACUCUGAUCGACCAAAAUAUUUGCCAUUUUGAAGGAGUUUGCGUCUUUAGUGACGACAGGCUAAGAGUCAACGAUACCAUUUAUCUACAGUUGCACUGUUUCCUUCGUAGAGAAUCGUUCCAGAACGGGUUGAACAUCGGAUCCGGAACCGAUGAUAACAGAUCUACUGGCCUCUUUGAAGAAAAAGAGAGCAUAGAGGAGAAGAACCUACGACUUCGACAGGUGUCCCUCGUUAAAUUAUUCGAUGCAAUUGAACUCAAGCCCACAUCGACAAAUCCUGCCACGGAGAAACACAAAAAGAGCGGAAUUCUCCGGGCUGCCGAGAUGGCAGAGCAGUAUGACGGUGUCAAAAAAGAGAAAUCUAAAGGCUCCAAAGACCCCGAAGACUCCUCUGAAGAGGACGACACUCCGGAGCUUGCUCAAGACCAGCUUGAUGCUCUGUAUCGGAAAGCCCAAUCAUUCGACUUCAACAUGCCGGAGGCUCAGCCUGCGCCGACUUUCAGAAUGAAUCUUCGAAAAUAUCAGAGGCAGGCUCUUCACUGGAUGCUUUCAAAGGAGAAGGACCGGAAACAGACUCGUGAACGUUCAAUGCAUCCACUAUGGGAGCAAUACAAAUGGCCAGUGAAAGACAGCGAUGACAAAGAUCUUCCUGCUUUCGAAGGAAUUGAGCAUUUCUACGUCAAUCCAUACUCGGGAGACCUCAGCGUGGACUUCCCAGCUCAGGAACAACACUGCCUGGGUGGAAUACUAGCAGAUGAGAUGGGACUCGGAAAGACGAUCGAAAUGAUGAGUCUUAUCCAUUCCCAUAGAAUCGAGCCUCCCCGAUUGUCAAACGACAUGAGUUCUGUGAACGACCUUGCCCGAUUACCGCAUUCGACAGGCAUAGUUCCCGCGCCAUACACAACUUUGGUCGUUGCCCCCACGUCACUACUUUCGCAGUGGGAGAGUGAAGCAUUGAAAGCGUCGGAAGAGGGGAGCAUGCGUGUUCUCAUGUACUAUGGGGCCGAGAAGGUUGUCAAUCUUCGAGAUCUUUGCUGUGAAUCUAAUUAUGCUUCUGCACCCACUGUUAUUGUAACCAGCUUCGGUACUGUGCUAUCUGAGUUUCGCUAUUUGGCAUCUCAAUCCAUGAUAUCAGCCGGUGCAUACGGUGGCUUGUUCUCUGUCGAGUUCUUCCGCGUUAUCAUCGAUGAGGCCCAUACGAUCAAGAAUCGGCGUUCCAAAACUACUAAAGCCUGUUGUGAACUCAAGACCACCCAUCGAUGGGUCCUCACAGGUACGCCUAUUGUCAAUCGGCUGGAAGACUUGUUCAGUCUAGUGCGAUUUUUGAAGGUCGAACCCUGGAGCAACUUCUCGUUCUGGAAAACAUUCAUCACGGUUCCAUUUGAAUCGAAGGAGUAUAUCCGGGCUCUCAAUGUUGUACAGAGCGUUCUCGAGCCACUUGUUCUUCGACGAACGAAGAGUAUGAAAACCCCAGAAGGUGAACCAUUAGUUCCCCUGCCAGCUAAAGUCGUCACCAUUGAGGAAAUUGAACUUCCUCAAAAAGAGCGAGAAAUCUAUGACUGCAUCUAUAAUCGGGCCAAGCAAACCUUCAAUGACAAUGUCGAGGCUGGUACUCUGCUGAAGUCUUACUCCACCAUUUUUGCUCAGAUCCUCCGUCUCCGCCAGACUUGCUGUCACCCUGUUCUGACCCGUAACAAAGAGAUCGUGGCAGAUGAGGAAGUCGCUGCGGCUGUCGCUGAUGCAGCCAACGAGAUGAAAGAUGACAUGGACCUUCAGCAACUGAUCCAACAAUUCACUGCUGCAACAAAUGCGAAUGCUGAAUCCGAAGAUCGGUCCGUCAAAUUUACUGCACACGCUCUUCGACAGAUCCAAACCGAGUCUAGUGGAGAGUGUCCUAUCUGCUGUGACGAGCCCAUGAAUGAUCCAGCAGUGACGGCAUGUUGGCAUAGUGCAUGCAAGAAGUGCCUUCAGGAUUUUGUGGCACACCAGAUGAACAAGCAGGUCGAACCACGAUGCUUCUCAUGUCGAGCUCCAAUCGAUGCUAAGAAUAUUUUCGAAGUUGUUCGUCAUCCGUCUUCUAAUCCGACGCCAAUGGAUGAAUUUGCUUCUAGUGAAACGGCACCAACCGCUUCACAGCCUGCCCCACGUAUUUCCCUUCGUCGUAUCAACCCGCUUUCGCCAUCUGCACAUACCUCUGCCAAAAUUCAUGCGCUGAUCAACCAUCUCUCGCGGGUUCCAGCGGGCACAAAAUCGGUUGUCUUCUCUCAAUUCACGUCGUUCCUCGAUCUUAUCGGCCCCCAACUAACUCGCGUUGGUAUCAAGCACGUUCGACUUGAUGGGUCUAUGGCCCAGAAGCAGCGCAAACAGGUCUUGGAGCAAUUCGCCAAGGCCGAGACUUAUGAAGAGGAGAUCGUAGACUCUGAAGCCGAUGAGAAUGGUCACUCUUCAUCCUCUAAGCAGACCCCUACGGUUCUAUUGAUCUCUCUCCGCGCUGGUGGUGUCGGCCUCAACCUCACGGUGGCAAGCAAUGUCUUUCUCAUGGAUCCUUGGUGGAGCUUUGCGGUGGAGGCCCAAGCGAUUGAUCGUGUCCAUCGUAUGGGUCAAACACGCGAUGUCUCGGUCACGCGAUUCGUCAUCAAAGACUCCAUUGAGGGUCGGAUGCUGCGCGUCCAAGAACGCAAAAUGAACAUUGCCGGCUCCCUUGGGCUACGUGUUGGUGGUGAUGAAGCUGACGAUGGCAAGAAGGAACGGAUUACGGAGUUGAAGAUGUUGUUCGAGUAG
Molecule: messenger RNA, 3657 nt
Organism: Penicillium longicatenatum
Lineage: Eukaryota; Fungi; Ascomycota; Eurotiomycetes; Eurotiales; Aspergillaceae
Exons: 1
Coding region: 1-3657 (1218 amino acids)
Molecular function (GO): zinc ion binding; ATP binding; nucleic acid binding
Source: RefSeq, a predicted model, not a curated record